UUAAGUUGAUGGUGGAAACGGAAAAGAGUGUGCGGAACAAAAUACCCUCGUACAGUACGCUCGUUGUAAAUAAAUUUAUUAGUCUAACAUAAACUUUUUGUAUAAUAAAAAUGAUUCAUAAAUUAUAAAAUUAUUUUAAUUUACGUCCAUACUGUUCGCGGUGUGUGUACGAAGUGGUUGCGUGUUUGACAGUUUAUAGAUUUGUGUUAGGUUAGAUGAGUUUUCAAGUAAUACUGCUAACGUGAUAGUGAACUACUAUGGAUUCAGGACCAGCUCAAGAAGUUACUGAGCUUCUGAAACAAUGGGAGGAGCAGCAUACGUCUCCUAAUUACGAUCCUAUACCAACUUUGACAAGAAUUGCGGAAAUAAUAGAAGCGGAGACGGAGAAUUUUAUGAAGAAAGACCCUGAUCCGUUUGAUGAGCGGCAUCCCUCGAGGACGGACCCAGAGUGCGCCCUGGGGCACGCGCUUAAAGUUAUGUUUAAAAAAGAUAAUUUUAUGACCAAGUUAGUUAAUGAUUAUGUACGUGACACAUACUACUCGAGGCAGAAUAUAACGGGUCGAGAUGUACAUAAACUGAAUGUGGCCGCUUGUAGAUUAACCCUGGAUCUGAUGCCCGGGCUUGAAAUGAGCGUCGUCUUUCAGGAUAAUGAGGCUCUGAUACAUCGGUUAGUUAACUGGGCGACGAAUUCACCAGAACCGCUCCAGUGCUACGCUACAGGUCUUCUCGCAGCCGCGAUGGAGGUGCAGGAGAUCGCAACUAACUUCAGAGAUCUGAACGCCAUGUUGAUACCGCUGAUGCUGAAGAGGCUACACGAGUUGAGGAACAAGCAUGAAGAUAAACCAAAUCAGAAUUUAGUGACUCCACCGAAUCAGACGAGACACUUCGCGCGUUUCGACAAGAGAAGAAAUAAUGAUAUCAAAUGUAACGGGCCGACACCGGACAAAAAAGAUCGCGACAAAGACGAAGGCGGAGGGGGGGACAUGUUGGUCGAUGAAACACCACCCGUCAUGAGAGACCCUGAAACUCCCGUCAAGAAUUACAGCAUGUACAUCGCGUCUCCGGAACGUGGGCUAAUGUCUCCGCCGGCGCGUCCGCACCCGCACACGCACGAGACGUCCUCCAACUCCAGCUGGGCGGAGAUGGAGACAUAUGUUAUAGGCAAUAUACAAAUCCAUCCACCGACAGACGCGACCAAACAAAUGUUAAUAUUGAGGUACUUGACGCCGAUGGGGGAAUAUCAGGAGUUCCUGUCGCACGUUUUCGAGAAGAACGCCCUGGGCCUGAUCCUGGGCUACUUGAACGUGCGCGAGUCCCGAGACUCCAGGCUCGCCUUCGAAGCGCUCAAGUAUCUCGCAGCGUUGCUGUGCCAUAAGAAAUUCUCCAUCGACUUCAUCAACAUGGGUGGGCUUCAGAAAUUCCUCGAAGUGCCUCGUCCGUCCGUGGCCGCGACCGGCGUGUCCAUCUGUCUGUACUACCUCGCGUACUGCGAGGACGCCAUGGAGAGAGUGUGCCUCAUGCCGCGACACACUCUCGCGGACCUCGUCAAGUACGCGUUAUGGCUUCUAGAAUGUUCUCACGACUCUGGCCGCUGUCACGCGACGAUGUUCUUCGGUCUCUCCUUCCAAUUCCGAGUUAUACUCGAGGAGUUUGAUAACCAGGACGGUCUCCGCAAGCUGUACAACGUGAUCUCGACGCUGCCGAUCCUCGGCUCGGAGGAGGAGGAGUCGCGCGUGUCGGACGACGAGACGUGCGCGGCGCGGCAGAUCGUGCGCCACGUGUGCGUCGCGCUGCGCAGAUACUUCGAGGCUCAUUUGAGGAUACGAGCCGCUCAAGUUGCGAGACAACAAGGCGAUAACGUUCCCGAGCCACCUCCCUACAAAGCUUCGAAGUCGACCCCGGAGGAGAUCCAGGAACAAAUCGAGAUGGUGCAGGGCGCUGCCUGGGCGCGCUGGCCGCCCGUCGACGAGCUGCUGGAGCUCGGGGGGGUGUCGCUGUUGCUGCAGGUCGUCGGGUACGCCUACGACUGGAACUUCAAUGGCAGGGCGGAAACGGUUCGCUCAGCGCUGGACGUGGUGUCGGUGUGCUGCGUGGCUCCGCGGGUGCAGCUGCUGCUCACCGAGAAGAUCGACAUGCGGGACGCGGACCUCACCACCGGCGUGCACAUCGUACUUGGAGCGGCGGACGGCGACAUCGUGCCCGAGCCCGAGGUGCAGCGCGCCGCGCUCAACGUGCUCGUCAACUGCGUGUGCGCGCCCGUGCAGCGCGCGGGCGCUUCAACGACGCGCUUCUCAAUAACCGGCUCGAGUAAAAAGAAGACGACUGCUAAGUCGUACGAGGACGUCAUACAGAAGGUGUGGGAGAGUGUGCGGACGAACAACGGAAUCAUGGUACUGCUGUCGAUGAUGAUGGUGAAGUCGCCCAUCACUGAUGCGGACCGGCUCCGGGGGCUGGCGUGCCGGGCGCUAGCCGGCUUGGCUCGAUGCCCCACCGUGCGACAGAUCAUCUCCAAGUUGCCGCUCUUCACCACCUCGCAUCUGCAAGUACUGAUGCGAGACCCGAUACUCCAGGAGAAACGACAGGAGCACGUGAUGUUCCAGAAGUACGCGCUGGAGCUGCUGGAGCGAGUCUCCGGCAAGAGCAAGCACAUGGGAGCGGAGUUCGAGACCUCGCUCGCGAACAUACACAGGGCGAACGUGGUGGCGCAGACGCGCAUCAGCUACAACGAGCGGCAGCUGCUGCAGCUGGUGGCCGAGCACCUGCGCGCGCGCGGCCUGCGCGACAGCGCGGCGGCGCUGGUGCGCGAGGCGCGCCUGCCGCCGCCCGCGCCCGCCGCGCCCGCGCCGCCGCCGCCGCCGCCGCCCGUGUACACGCCCGCCGCGCCCGCGCGCCCGCGCCUCGCCGCGCGCGCGCCGCGGGACUCGCUCGACCUGCCCGCGCACGCGCACGACGACUGCCCCUCGCCGACCGUCAUCAAGCUCAGAAAAGUCCAAAACCCUGCCUUGUCUUCGCCAGUGCCAGGGACAGCCGGGACGCCCGGCUCUGAACACAAGCGUUCCCUCCAGAAGCAGCUGAGCGCGGCGGGGGGAGACCGGCCGCCGUCACCCCCGCGCAUCACGCUGCACUCCAUCAUCACCGAGUACCUCUACAACCAGCAUGCGCUCUGCAAAAACCCGGUGGUCACGUGUCCACAGUUUAAUUUGUUCGAGCCGCACAAGUGCCCGUCGCCGGCGGCGCGCGGGCUGUGGGCGGGCGGCGAGGCGGGCAGCGUGCUGGCGCGCGUGGUGCGGCGCGAGCUGGGCGCGCCGCCCGCCCGCCGCGCGCACGCGCGCCUCGCGCACUCGCACUUCGCGCACGUGCGCACGCUGCGCCUGCAGGACGACGACGCCUACUUCACGCACACCAUCUUCCACCCGACCCAACAGCAGCUGCUGACGGCGACGUCGUCCGGCGACAUCCGGAUAUUCAACUUGUUCACGGGAGUCGAAGAAAACUCAUACCAAGUCCACGAAUCUUAUAUAUAUCAUAUGCAGGCGAGCAGGGACGGGUGCCUAUUGCUAGCGUCGUCGACGACCUCGUGGAGGACGCUCUCUGCGCUUUGGAACAUGAAGGAGUUCGAGCAACUCUUCCAGCUCGACAACGAGGAGUACGUAGAGUUCUCGAAGAUGUCCGACGACCGCAUCAUCGGCACGAAAGGCGAGACAGCCAGCAUCUUCGACACCCGCACCGGACACGAGCUCAUGACCCUCACGCCGGCCAUCAGCAACCAGUACGCGAAGAAUCGCGCCACCUUCAACCCCACGGACGAGCUCGUUCUCUCAGAUGGCGUGCUGUGGGACGUGAACACGGGGAAGGAGAUACACAAGUUCGACAAAUUGAAUCAGACGCACAGCGGGGUCUUCCAUCCCAACGGGCUAGAGGUUAUAUCGAACACGGAAGUGUGGGACCUUCGGACAUUUCAUUUGCUAAGGACAGUGCCUUCGUUAGAUAAGUCUGAAGUGAUCUUCAACCCGACCUGUACGGCGCUGUACGCGGUGUGCUCGGACCAGGACUCGGAGGAGCGCAGCCAGUUCGACACCAGCUUCAAGACGCUCGACCCCUACGACUACUCCAGCAUAGCGACGAUAGACGUGAAGCGCAACAUCUACUCGCUGGGCGUCUCCCGCUUCGGGACGCAGAUCUCGCUCGUCGAGAACCUGGGGGACUUCGAGCAGGUGCAGGAGUCCUGUGUCAAACUCUACGACGUAGGGCGGAAGAGGGACCACGACGACGACGCGGAGGAGGAAGAGGAGGAGGAGUUAGCGGGAGGAUCCGACAACGACGACGGCUCGGACUCCGGCUCCGACAAUGAUGACGACUUAGCGUCGAGCCUGCUGCGCAACGCGGUGCUCGGACUGGCGGAGGGCUCCGGCUCCGGCGACUCGUCCGGCGAGCGCGACCACGACGAGCCGCGUCGGCGCCGCGUGCGCACGCGCAGGCGGGCGGCCGAGGGGCACAGCAGCGACAGCGACGGGGACAUCGACUUCGACAAUAUCAUCGAGUUCGAGAUCGACUAGCGGGCGAAUAAAUCAUUUGAACGA
Molecule: messenger RNA, 4580 nt
Organism: Nymphalis io (European peacock)
Lineage: Eukaryota; Metazoa; Arthropoda; Insecta; Lepidoptera; Nymphalidae
Gene: mahj
Product: protein mahjong
Exons: 33
Coding region: 258-4556 (1432 amino acids)
Biological process (GO): protein ubiquitination
Cellular component (GO): Cul4-RING E3 ubiquitin ligase complex; nucleus
Molecular function (GO): protein binding
Source: RefSeq, a predicted model, not a curated record